AUGACUCAGGCUCGGUGGGAUGGCUUGACAGGGCGUAUCACCUUCAAUAAAACCAACGGCUUGAGGAAGGAUUUUGAUCUGGACAUUAUUAGUCUCAAAGAGGAAGGAACUGAAAAGGCUGCUGGCGAAGUGUCUAAACACUUGUAUAAAGUGUGGAAGAAGAUUGGGAUUUGGAAUUCCAACAGUGGGCUUAACAUGACGGACGGCAACAAAGACAGGUCCAACAAUAUCACCGACUCACUGGCCAACCGGACACUCAUUGUCACCACCAUUCUGGAAGAGCCCUAUGUGAUGUACAAGAAAUCUGAUAAGACCCUAUAUGGAAAUGACAGAUUUGAAGGGUAUUGUCUGGAUCUGUUGAAAGAAUUGUCAAACAUCCUAGGUUUCAUUUACGAUGUUAAACUAGUCCCUGAUGGCAAAUAUGGAGCACAGAAUGACAAAGGAGAAUGGAACGGGAUGGUUAAAGAACUCAUAGAUCACAGGGCAGACCUGGCAGUGGCUCCUCUUACCAUCACCUAUGUGCGGGAGAAAGUCAUUGACUUCUCCAAGCCCUUCAUGACCCUUGGCAUCAGCAUUCUCUACCGAAAACCCAAUGGUACCAAUCCAGGUGUCUUCUCCUUCCUCAACCCCCUGUCUCCAGAUAUUUGGAUGUAUGUGCUCUUAGCCUGCUUGGGAGUCAGUUGUGUACUCUUUGUGAUCGCAAGGUUUACACCCUACGAGUGGUAUAACCCCCACCCAUGCAACCCUGACUCAGACGUGGUGGAAAACAAUUUUACUUUACUAAAUAGUUUCUGGUUUGGAGUUGGAGCUCUCAUGCAGCAAGGAUCAGAGCUGAUGCCCAAAGCUCUAUCGACCAGAAUAGUUGGAGGGAUAUGGUGGUUUUUCACCCUAAUCAUCAUUUCAUCCUACACUGCCAAUCUGGCUGCCUUCUUGACAGUAGAGAGAAUGGAAUCCCCCAUAGAUUCGGCAGAUGAUCUGGCAAAGCAAACAAAGAUAGAAUAUGGGGCGGUCAGAGAUGGAUCAACAAUGACCUUCUUCAAGAAAUCAAAGAUAUCCACCUAUGAGAAGAUGUGGGCUUUCAUGAGCAGCAGGCAGCUGACCGCCCUGGUAAAAAAUAGUGAUGAGGGCAUCCAACGAGUGCUCACCACUGACUACGCCCUGCUGAUGGAGUCCACCAACAUUGAAUAUGUGACACAGAGAAACUGCAACCUCACUCAGAUCGGGGGCCUCAUUGACUCCAAAGGUUAUGGAGUAGGAACGCCUAUUGGCUCUCCUUAUCGGGAUAAAAUUACAAUUGCAAUUCUUCAACUCCAAGAAGAAGGGAAGCUGCAUAUGAUGAAAGAGAAGUGGUGGCGUGGGAAUGGCUGUCCCGAGGAAGACAACAAAGAGGCCAGUGCUCUAGGAGUGGAAAAUAUUGGGGGCAUCUUCAUUGUUCUAGCUGCCGGGCUGGUCCUUUCUGUAUUUGUAGCUAUUGGAGAAUUCAUAUACAAAUCACGGAAGAACAAUGAUAUUGAACAGAAAGGAAAGUCAUCAAGAAUUAGAUUUUAUUUUAGGAACAAAGUAAGGUUUCAUGGGAGAAAAAAACAAAGCCUUGGUGUAGAGAAGUGUCUCUCUUUCAAUGCCAUCAUGGAAGAACUGGGAAUCUCACUCAAGAAUCAGAAAAAAAUAAAGAAAAAGUCAAGAACUAAGGGGAAAUCUUCCUUCACAAGUAUCCUUACUUGUCACCAGAGACGAACUCAGAGGAAAGAGACUGUGGCGUGAUCCAAGAAAACACCUGUAGGAAGAAAAAGAAUACGUUCACUACAGAUUUUUGGAGAAAGGAUUUUAAUGAGUGUAUGAUGUGUUUCCAUAUAUCUAUAUUCAUAAUUCUGAUUAUGUAUACAGAUAUAAGAAAUACAAAAGUUUUAAAAGUUCACAUAGAUAUGACUUGGGAAGUGACACCAGUUAUUUUGAAAUGAAUUUGUAUGCUCACUUAUUUUGCAUUUUCUCUUUCAUCCCAAUAAAUUGCUGUGUGUGCUUUCUAAAUAAUAAAACAACAGGGUCUUUUUCCAGUA
This is a messenger RNA of Carlito syrichta (Philippine tarsier), 2054 nucleotides long. Its product is annotated as glutamate receptor ionotropic, kainate 1. Gene Ontology annotation, molecular function: kainate selective glutamate receptor activity; transmitter-gated monoatomic ion channel activity involved in regulation of postsynaptic membrane potential. Bases 1 to 1761 code for a protein of 586 amino acids. The record is from RefSeq and is a predicted model, not a curated record. The transcript is spliced from 12 exons. Lineage: Eukaryota; Metazoa; Chordata; Mammalia; Primates; Tarsiidae. Gene Ontology annotation, biological process: synaptic transmission, glutamatergic; monoatomic ion transport; modulation of chemical synaptic transmission. Gene Ontology annotation, cellular component: presynaptic membrane; kainate selective glutamate receptor complex; plasma membrane.